Molecule: messenger RNA, 1983 nt
Organism: Komagataella phaffii GS115
Lineage: Eukaryota; Fungi; Ascomycota; Pichiomycetes; Pichiales; Pichiaceae
Product: Protein with a role in cellular adhesion and filamentous growth
Exons: 1
Coding region: 1-1983 (660 amino acids)
Biological process (GO): vacuolar transport; protein localization to membrane
Cellular component (GO): Golgi apparatus; membrane
Source: RefSeq, a predicted model, not a curated record
AUGGUAACUGUUAAGACAUCACUUAUAUGGAUUCUGAUCUGUAAUAUCCAGUUGGUCAGAUGUUUUAGCAUAACCAGUUUGUUGAAAGGCUCUCAGGUUCACCGUUACAUGCAAGGGCAGCGUGUCCAUUUACUGGUUAACAAAAUAGAAUCUGAUGAGACUCAGCUUCCCUAUUCCUACUACGACUUGCCUUUUGUUUGUCCUCCCAUGGACGAUGCCAAACCUGUUACAAUGUCUCUAGGAGAGGUAUUUAAUGGAGAUCGACUAUGGGAUUCCAAUUACGGUUUGUAUUUUGGGAUCGACGAGAGUUGCAAACGUUUAUGCGAUCGAAUAACGCAACCCGAAGCAUUAAGGAGAGCCGACCAACUCAUCAGACAGGGCUAUGUCGUACAGUGGACAGUCGAUAGUUUACCUGGAGCCACAACAUUUAUCAGCUCUUCCUCCAAUUCCAAAUAUUAUGCAUCAGGUUUUCCUCUCGGCUUCGUCAAGGAUGGAGACACUUAUUUACACAACCACGUCAUGAUAGUUAUCAGAUGGCACACUGAAGCUGCAGAUCCCGCCAAGAAAGUUAUUGUCGGGUUUGAGGUAUAUCCAAGAUCCGUGAGUGAUUAUCAGUGUCCUGGAGCUAGUUCAAACUUUGACAACUAUAAACUUGAUAUCAACUCAACCGAACCUGCUCAGAUUCCUUUUACUUACGCCGUCUAUUGGAGAGAGGAGAAAGAUUUAUCGUGGGAAAACAGAUGGUCCAUGUACUUUGUAAGUGAACUCAACCAAGGAAACAUUCAUUGGUUUUCAUUAGUCAAUUCUUUUGUUUUGGUACUGUUCUUAUCUACAGUGGUAGGUGUGGUUUUAUACAAAACGUUAACGCGAGAUAUCAACGAGUUCAAGUCUUCUCAUCGAAUUCAUGACGCCGUCACGGAGGAACUAAAGUUUCUUCCCAAUGUGCAACAUACUGAUAGCGACUCUGAUGGUUGGAAAUCAAUUAGGAAUGAAGUUUUCCACGUACCUUCUCACCCCUUAUUACUUUCUAUCUUAGGUGGAUCCGGUUUUCAGAUCCUUCUGACAGCUCUUUCUGUUAUCAUAUUCUAUACAAUAGGAGUGCUUAGACCCCAGUUCAAAGGUGAUUUCUUUACUAUCUCUUUUGCAAGCUUUAUAUUAGCUGGAUUUGGUUCCGGCUUUGCAGGUGCUCAAUUCUAUUUUCAGCUUAAAAGUGACCCUCACAUGACAGCUGGUUGGAGAAAAGUUUCAAUUCUGUGCGGUGUGUUUUGUACAAGUGUUAUACUAUCUACAAUUCUGUUUUGCAAUUUUUUUGUGUGGGCCAAAUCUUCUUCAUUUGCACUCCCAAUCAGGACAAUUUUGAUACUGGUUCUCUCAAUCAUAGUCAUAGAAAUCCCGCUCUCUUACAUGGGAGGUUAUGUUAGUAAAAGGCUGAAAUAUUCCUGGUCUCUCAAGGGAUCCAGCAAGAGUUCUCUUCUGAGAACCAAAUCUUCAAAUGAUUUAAUUAUCAAAACACCGAUACCCAAACAGCCAUUCUAUAACAAAUUAUUCGUGGCUGUCCCACUAUUUGGAGCUUUCCCUUUCGGAAUAAUCUACGUGGAACUCUUGUUUAUAUUCCGUUCAUUGUGGUUGGAGAAAUCAACCUACUAUUACAUGUACGGGUUCCUGUUUGUUACAGUGGGUCUAUUAUGCAUCGUCAUCGUCGAAACAGCCAUCAUAGCGACAUUCUUGUCCGUAAACAAAGGAAACUAUAAUUGGCAUUGGAGAUCAUUCAUUAUUGGUGGAUCUGUGGCAUUUUACCUUACUUCAUACAGCAUUUUCUAUCUGAUCUUUUACUUGAAAGUCGUCGACUUUACAAGUACAUUGAUCUACCUGAUCUACAUGGCCCUAAUUAGUUGUACCGUUGGGGUCGCCUGUGGAUCAGUGGGAUUGUUCAGCUCCAUUAUUUUGAUGAACACGAUCUACAAUGCAAUCAAAGAUGAUUAA